UUCGCAUUUUCAUGAAAGAACGUUAUUGACCGUUACUAGAAUUUGUAGUGGUUGUGGUCAACAGAGUGAUAGUUCCUUGAGUAUAUAAAGACUUUGACAAUGGAGUUUCGGUAGCAUUCAACAUGUUGACUUUAACGAAACUGUUUCUCAUCUGUGCUAUUUUCGCACUUUCCUCGGGAUCACCAUACUAUGAUACGGAUGGAGAGAUAAUUCAGAUUGUACCAAGACAACCGAAAGUUGGAGUUGGAAUUGUUAGUGGUAGUGGAGGUGGUCAUAGUGGUGGUGGUUAUAUUGGAAUAGGUCCACCAGGACCUCCAGGCCCUCCUGGAGCACCAGGAAAACGCGGACCACCAGGCGAGAAAGGUCGUGAUGGGCGAAAAGGUGAUCGUGGAAUUGCAGGCCCACCAGGACCACACGGACGUGACGGACGACCUGGCGCACCCGGCAGAGAUGGUGAAAAGGGUCCACGGGGACCAGACGGUAGCCCAGGCCGUCCCGGUGAACCAGGCCUUCGGGGACCACCUGGACGUGAUGGUGCACAAGGACCACAAGGACCCCAAGGAGAACGAGGAUUACCAGGAACACCAGGACCACGGGGCCCAAGAGGUCCACAGGGAAUUCGCGGACGAAGAGGUUAUCCAGGACCAGUAGGAGCACAAGGACCAGAGGGUCCAGCUGGUCCAUAAUCGUUAAAAAAAUACUAUUUAUU
Messenger RNA from Hermetia illucens (black soldier fly), 709 nucleotides. RefSeq names its product collagen alpha-1(I) chain-like. The record is from RefSeq and is a predicted model, not a curated record. Bases 123 to 686 code for a protein of 187 amino acids. The transcript is spliced from 2 exons. Lineage: Eukaryota; Metazoa; Arthropoda; Insecta; Diptera; Stratiomyidae.